CGUGGUAGGGUCGAAUUCCAUCCACCCAUUUCCUCCCUGUUGCCACGAGCAGAGGCCAGCACUCGCUGGGUCCAGACCGAAUCCGCCCUCGCAGUGGUCCUUUCUUGGGCGGCGGCCCUAGUUGGGUUCGUUUCUGUUUCCAUGAGUCCUCAUGACCUUUUCCCCGGAGAGCUAGUACCACCUGGCCCUUGGGGGAACGCCUCUCCAUAUUCCAUGUUCAAAUAUUUAAGAACCCUCCUCGUCCGAGGGAUUGGUCUCGUUGCUAUCAUCAAUUGAAUCUCUCAUCAAAGCAUUCAUUCAUCUUGACUCAGAUAUCUCUGGUGAAUUGAACCACGUCGGAUCUUCUGCUCUUUCUGAACCCUCUACUUCUUCCUUAUCUUCUCUAUCUACCAAGUUCUUUGGUCAUAUACUUCCCAUAUCAUAAUGUCUGUUUCUAUUGAGACCAGUGACUUUGCUCCCGCCCCUGUCGCCGUACAGGACGGUCCUUGCCUUGGAUCCAAGACUAGAAUGCCCGAGUUCAGCCUGGCUGGAAAGGUCGUUUGUGUCUCGGGAGCAGCCCGCGGUCUUGGUCUGACCCAGGCCGAAGCUCUUUUGGAAGCCGGUGCUAGAGUUUACGCCUUGGACCGGUUGGAGGAACCCUCCCCGGAAUUCUACGAAAUCCAGAAGCGUGCUCGCGAGGAAUUGGGCACGGAACUCAACUACCGUCGAAUUGAUGUCCGGGACACCGAACUACUGAACAACGUCGUCGAUUCAAUUGGCCAGACCGAAGGUCGCCUGGAUGGACUGGUGGCCGCCGCCGGCAUUCAGCAGGAGACUCCUGCUCUCGAGUACACCUCUCAGGACGCCAAUACGAUGUUCGAAGUCAACGUGACUGGCGUGUUCAUGACCGCUCAGGCAGUUGCCAAGCAGAUGAUUCGGUUUGGAAACGGCGGUAGCAUUGCGCUGAUUGCCAGCAUGAGUGGCACCGUUGCCAAUCGGGGUCUCAUCUGCCCGGCCUACAACGCCAGCAAAGCCGCCGUGCUCCAGCUCUCGCGCAACCUGGCCAUGGAGUGGGGCCCCUACAACAUCCGGGUCAACACCAUCUCCCCCGGCUACAUCGUCACCGCCAUGGUCGAGAAGCUGUUCGUCGAGUACCCCGAGCGUCGCGACGAAUGGCCCAAGCAGAACAUGUUGGGCCGUCUGUCCACCCCCAACGAAUACCGCGGCGCCGCCGUUUUCCUGCUCAGCGACGCCAGCACCUUCAUGACCGGAAGCGAUCUGCGCAUGGACGGUGGCCACGCCGCCUGGUAAACGACAAGCAUCUAACGGCCAUUUCACUUUGCAUCGUACUUAAUUUUCAUCCGGUUUUAUUUCCUAUUGCAUGGCGUCCGGGGGGAUAGCGAGCGAUCGAGCGUGGUUUCACAUUCAGGUUCGAAUUUCAAAUGGGGGGAACCCAUCGUCAUGACGUCUGAUUUCUCUCAUCCUCAGGAUUUCAUCCCGGGGCGACAAGUGUUUUUUUUCGUGAUUUUUUUUCAUUCAUUUUUUUUCUAGCGCCACCGGCUCGGACUUGGGCAACAAGGGAAGGGGUUGUUUUGGACUUGACCAGGUUUUUCUUUUUUAGACCGUUGCUCUUCACUUCCAUGUAUCUAGUAUCCUACAAUAUUACCACCUAUUAUCCAAGA
Messenger RNA from Aspergillus steynii IBT 23096, 1661 nucleotides. RefSeq names its product putative short chain dehydrogenase. The coding region runs from base 424 to 1290 and encodes 288 amino acids. Gene Ontology annotation, molecular function: oxidoreductase activity, acting on NAD(P)H, oxygen as acceptor. Lineage: Eukaryota; Fungi; Ascomycota; Eurotiomycetes; Eurotiales; Aspergillaceae. The record is from RefSeq and is a predicted model, not a curated record. The transcript is spliced from 3 exons. Gene Ontology annotation, cellular component: intracellular anatomical structure.